Messenger RNA from Aphanomyces astaci, 885 nucleotides. RefSeq lists its product as hypothetical. The record is from RefSeq and is a predicted model, not a curated record. Lineage: Eukaryota; Oomycota; Saprolegniomycetes; Saprolegniales; Verrucalvaceae. The transcript is spliced from 2 exons. Bases 1 to 885 code for a protein of 294 amino acids.
AUGGACAACAACCCCACCGUCAUUGCCAACCACCUCCGAACUCUCAAGUUCACGGAAGAGAGUUGUAUCGACACUCUGGCUGUUGAGCUCACUGACCUCGUCAAGCGUUACCGCGUGUCGAUGACCCCGCCCUCCUUCAACCUUUUGGACGCGUCGGCCAUCUCGUCUAUCGACUACGACACCCACAUCUGGAACUACCACACUCUGUGUGCCAUGUCUGGCACCUUUAUCAACGACAAGGAGCUCUGGGAAGUCGUAACGAACUAUGUCUCCACUGCGCGAGCCGCCGGUACCCCCGUUGUUGUUGAUGACGUUUGGGUGUCCCUCCGUCGUAUUCUUACGAAUCGGCUUCAACGCGCCUCUGCCCUGGGUGACCACGGCUCUGUCGCCACCAUCCAGUCUCGUUCUCAGUUUGCCGCGGUCACGCAUGCUGUCGCGGUCCCUGCGCCUCCUCCCACAGCUAUCAGCCAGCCUGAUGGCUCCUACCAUGUCCUUAACGCGUUCACCAUCCCGGCCUAUGCCCAUCAUGACUGCGUCAAAAUCCCCGGCAAGUCCUGCUUCUACUGUGGCGUUGCUAACCACACCCUCCCCGUGUGCCCGACUCUCAAGUCGGACAUUGACCGCAACACCAUGCAAGCGCAAACGCGAACGUCGACUAUUCGCCGCGCCCUACCCAUCGACGUCGUGACGACCGCGAUGAUCGCGGAGGGCCAAGUGGCCAGGGUGGUUUCAGUGGCCGUGGUGGCCCAGGUCGUGAUGAUCGUAACCGUGGUGGUCGUGAUAACAGUGGCCACAGUGGAUAUGGACGAGAUGAUCGUGGCAAUGGGGGUGGCUCUGGUGGUCGAGACCGCAGCCGUGAUUGGCCGUGACAACCGCGGAAAAUGA